GUGCCGAACGCUGAUUGGCUGCGAGUGAGUGGAGCUGUCAUGGCGGCUGUUCGCAGUGUGUCCCGGUUUCUAGCUGCUGUCAAGGGUCCUGGCUCGGUGUGGGGGCCCCGGGUGUUACCCCGCGCGUACUCUGUCUCUCACCUGUCCGUGCCGGAGCGAAUAGAGAAAAAGAGGAGAGAGGCGCUACUUGGCGGGGGAGAGCAGCGCAUAGAGGCUCAGCACCGAAGGGGAAAGCUAACAGCACGGGAACGGAUCAGUCUUCUGUUGGACCCAGGGAGCUUUGCAGAAUAUGACAUGUUUGUGGAGCACCGAUGCUCAGAUUUUGGGAUGGAAGAGGACAGAAAUAAGUAUCCUGGAGACAGCGUAGUCACAGGACAAGGCCGCAUCAAUGGGAGGCUAGUUUAUGUCUUCAGCCAGGAUUUUACUGUUUUUGGGGGCAGUUUAUCUGGGGCACAUGCUCAAAAGAUCUGCAAGAUCAUGGAUCAGGCUGUGAUGGUGGGAGCUCCUGUUAUUGGACUCAAUGAUUCGGGAGGGGCUCGUAUCCAGGAAGGUGUGGAGUCACUGGCUGGCUAUGCUGACAUAUUCCUGAGGAACGUACUGAGCUCUGGGGUUGUGCCUCAGAUUUCCCUGAUUAUGGGGCCAUGCGCUGGGGGUGCAGUCUACUCACCGGCAUUAACAGACUUCACAUUUAUGGUGAAGGACACUUCCUACCUAUUCAUCACUGGCCCAGAUGUAGUGAAGUCAGUUACCAAUGAAGACGUAACUCAGGAAGACUUGGGCGGAGCCAAAACCCACACUGCAUUGUCAGGGGUGGCUCAUCGUGCUUUUGAAAAUGACAUUGAUGCUUUAUUAAACUUACGGGAAUUCUUUAACUUUCUACCACUGAGCAAUAAAGACCCAGCACCAGUCAGAGAGUGUCAGGAUCCAAGUGACCGUCUUGUUCCUGGACUGGAUACUGUGGUUCCCAUGGAGACCACAAAAGCAUAUGACAUGCUGGAUAUCAUACACUCGAUCAUAGAUGAGAGGGAAUUCUUUGAAAUCAUGCCAAACUAUGCCAAGAACAUUGUAGUAGGAUUUGCCAGGAUGAAUGGAAGAACAGUUGGCAUUGUGGGAAACCAGCCUAAGGUGGCCUCAGGUUGCUUGGACAUUAAUUCCUCUGUGAAAGGAGCCCGCUUUGUCCGAUUCUGCGAUGCCUUUAACAUACCUAUUAUCACUUUUGUCGAUGUUCCAGGAUUUUUACCAGGUACUGCCCAAGAGUAUGGAGGGAUAAUCAGACAUGGAGCAAAACUGUUGUUUGCCUUUGCAGAGGCCACAGUCCCAAAGAUCACUGUGAUCACCAGAAAGGCUUAUGGUGGUGCCUAUGAUGUGAUGAGCUCAAAGCAUCUGAGAGGCGAUGUUAACUAUGCGUGGCCAACAGCGGAGGUUGCAGUUAUGGGAGCUAAGGGGGCUGUUCAGAUCAUAUUCCGUGGCAAGCAGAACCAAGCCGAAGCAGAGGAAGAAUACGUAGAGAAAUUCGCCAACCCAUUUCCUGCAGCAGUGAGAGGGUUUGUUGACGACAUUAUUCAGCCAUCGACAACACGAAUGCGCAUCUGCCGUGAUCUGGAGGUGCUGGCAAGCAAGCAAGUAGUGAAUCCCUGGAAGAAGCACGCAAACAUUCCUUUAUGAGCCAGUCAUGUCCUCCCAACCAGGACUGCAUAGUGGAAUUCACCCAAAACAAGCAUUUCCAAUCAAAACGCCUGCACUUAAGCAGAUAUGAUUGAUAUCAUUGUGACUGAACCGGGCCCUAAAUCCUGCCCUUUAGCACAGGAGGGUGGAAGUCCUGCCCACACUGUUGAUUCUCAUCUAGGAGUUUACAUCCGUUUUCACAAGAUUUUAUCAUUGUGAUAUAAAAUCUACAAAAUUAUGUACUAUAAUAAACAAAGAAAAAUAACUUCAUAUUUAAUAUC
Molecule: messenger RNA, 1946 nt
Organism: Xenopus tropicalis (tropical clawed frog)
Lineage: Eukaryota; Metazoa; Chordata; Amphibia; Anura; Pipidae
Gene: pccb
Product: propionyl-CoA carboxylase subunit beta
Exons: 15
Coding region: 40-1665 (541 amino acids)
Biological process (GO): fatty acid catabolic process
Molecular function (GO): propionyl-CoA carboxylase activity; ligase activity
Source: RefSeq, a predicted model, not a curated record